AUGGCCAAUAAUAAUUAUGAGAGCAGAAAAUAGGUGCAUGGACUGGGCGUGGAAGAUGGAGAUCGAAUUGGAGGUGUAUGCCUAAAAGGUCCAAGACAGGGAAAGGACCCAAGACCAAGCUAAGCCAGGAGUCAAACAAAGCCUAUCCCAAGCACCUAUCCACCCACCACCACCAGGACAACAAUUUUGGUAUACAGAUGACGCAGAAAAUUGGCAAGCUAUAUAUAGAGAGAGUUGCUUGUAGCUUUGGCCAGACACAAGCACAGCACAAAACCAUCAUCCCACGAGCAGAUCGACAGGAGUGGGAAGAGCAAGUUUAGCACCAACCAAGGAUGAAGAGCAGCACGCUGGUGGCGAUCCUAAUCCUCCACGCCGUCAUGGUCAUGGGAAUCCUCUCACACUCACAGGCCGUCGACGUCGAUUUCCCCAAGUGCUGCGACAACUGCAGCACCUGGUCGGGGGGCAUGUUCUGCGACGACGUCGGCCCCAAGUGCCGCAACGGCUGCGCGAACUGCCACGUGGUGCAGACGACCCCCGUGAAGACGUUCCGGUACGGAGAUGCACGCGCCACCCACUUAGGGCAUCUCCAGCCGCGUCCCCAAUAAGGCCUCCCCAGGCGUUUUUUUUGCGCCGGCACCGAAAAAUCGGUCCAGUCACGCCCACAGGAGCCCGAUUUUCGCUGGCUUGAGCCGAAAACAGCGCCGGCGGACUCAGGCCGAACCCAACGCGCUGGGGGGCGCCCGGGGGCGCCGGGGCGAACUGUUUUGGCGCGAAACAGCCG
This is a messenger RNA of Triticum urartu, 781 nucleotides long. Lineage: Eukaryota; Viridiplantae; Streptophyta; Magnoliopsida; Poales; Poaceae. The record is from RefSeq and is a predicted model, not a curated record.